This is a messenger RNA of Hemisphaericaspora subhashii, 1602 nucleotides long. It is a transcript of the gene DBP3, whose product is annotated as RNA-dependent ATPase. NCBI's taxonomy places the organism in Eukaryota, Fungi, Ascomycota, Pichiomycetes, Serinales, Debaryomycetaceae. Gene Ontology annotation, cellular component: nucleolus. Gene Ontology annotation, molecular function: RNA helicase activity; ATP binding; RNA binding. The record is from RefSeq and is a predicted model, not a curated record. Gene Ontology annotation, biological process: rRNA processing. The transcript has a single exon. The coding region runs from base 1 to 1602 and encodes 533 amino acids.
AUGGCUAAGGAUAACAAAGAUAAGAAGAGAAAGAACGAAGAAGAAACCUCUACUUCUCCUGAAAAGAAAAUAAAAUUGAGUAAGUCAGACAAGAAGGAAAAGAAGGAUAAGAAGGACAAGAAGGACAAGAAAGAAAAGAAGGAAAAGAAGGAAAAGACAGAGAAGAAGGAGAAGAAAGAAAAGAAGGAUAAAAAGGAAAAGAAGAGAAAGAACAACAAUGUAACCAAAACCAUAACCGGUGAUGCACAAUCUUCUCAAGGUUAUACUCAAUCAGAAACCUUAACUUCCUUACCACAAUCCGAAGUUGAUUCCUUCUUGGCAACCAAUGAAGUUACCAUUGAAGAUCCUCACAAUUUAAACCUUCGUCCAUUAUUAUCAUUCGAUCAAAUGGAAAUAGAUCCUAAGAUCCAAAAAAUCAUUUCCAAAUUCCCAAAACCAACUCCUAUUCAAUCUGUGGCUUGGCCAUACUUGUUAAGUGGUAAAGAUGUCAUUGGGGUUGCUGAAACUGGUUCAGGUAAGACUUUUGCAUUUGGUGUUCCAGCAAUUAACAACAUCAUAACGUUAAACAAGACUGGAUUAAGAGUAUUAUGUAUCUCUCCAACCAGAGAAUUAGCAUUACAAAUUUAUGACAAUUUAGUUGAAUUAACAAAUGCAACUUCAAUUAAUUGUGUUGCCAUCUAUGGUGGUGUAUCUAAAGAUGAUCAAGUUAAGAAAUUGCGUAAUGCUAAUGUUGUUGUUGCUACUCCAGGUAGAUUAUUGGAUUUAAUCAAUGAUGGAGCAGUUAACUUGAGUAAUAUCGAUUAUUUGGUUUUAGAUGAAGCCGAUAGAAUGUUAGAAAAGGGGUUCGAAGAAGAUAUUAAAUCUAUUAUUGGUAAUACUCAUGCUGAGAAUAGACAAACUUUGAUGUUCACUGCUACUUGGCCAAAAGAAGUUAGAGAAUUGGCUAAUACUUUUAUGAAAACUCCAGUUAAGGUGAGUAUUGGUGAUCGUGAUGAAUUGGCUGCAAACAAAAGAAUUACCCAAAUUGUUGAAGUUGUUAACAGAUUUGAUAAAGAAAAGAUAUUAUUAAACUUAUUACGUAGAUAUCAAUCUGGAGAUAAGAAGAAUGAUAAAGUAUUGGUGUUUGCAUUGUAUAAGAAAGAAGCAUCAAGAAUUGAAAUGUUAUUAAAGAGAAAUAAUUAUAAGGUUGCAGCUAUUCAUGGUGAUUUAUCUCAACAACAAAGAACUCUGGCCUUAAACUCAUUCAAGACCGGUGAUUCAAGUUUAUUAUUAGCUACUGAUGUUGCAGCCAGAGGAUUAGAUAUUCCAAAUGUCAAAGUUGUCAUUAAUUUAACUUUCCCAUUAACAGUUGAAGAUUAUGUUCAUAGAAUUGGUAGAACUGGUAGAGCUGGUCAAACCGGUAUCGCUCAUACCUUGUUCACUGAAGAAGAAAAACAUUUGAGUGGUGGGUUAUGUAAUAUUUUAAGAGGAGCUAAUCAACCAGUUCCAGAAGAUUUGUUGAAAUUUGGUGGACAUACUAAGAAGAAGACCCAUAGUGCAUAUGGUGCUUUCUUUAAAGACGUUGAUAUGACCAAGACUGCCAAGAAGAUUAAAUUCGAUUAG